GCAACAACAACAUACCCAGUGUAUUCUCACCUAUUGGGGUCUGGAGAGGAUAGAGUGUAGAGUGUAUGCAGACCAUACCACUAGAAAAAAUAGAGAGAUUAUUUUCGAUAGAUCCCUGGCUUAGGAUCGAGUCAUAGUAUAAAAGCACUUAAUGGAAAUAAUUUGUGUUUCCCGUACUCUUACAAAAUACAUCAUCAUAUCCCUAUUAACCACCUUACCUCCAAAUUAAACAUCUUCCUUGGAAACCUGCAUAAACUUUUACCUCACUAAAAAAAAAAAACAUGGACAUCCAGGGAGUUGGUGCCAAUUCAUCUGAUAUGGGAACUAAAAAUAUCUGCAUAGUUCUAGUCCUUGAUGAUUUUACUAUUCAUCAUAUUGUUUCUGAUAUGCUUGACAACCAAACUUAUCAAGUUUUGCAUGUUGAAAAAACAAUGGAUGCUUUGAAUGUUAUUUGGGAGAGAAAGAGUAUCUUCAAUCUUGUUUUGUUGAAAAAACAAUGGAUGCUUUGAAUGUUAUUUGGGAGAGAAAGAGUAUCUUCAAUCUUGUUCUUACAAACAUCCACAGGCUUCAUACAAAUGGAGUUGACAUCCUCCAAAUCAUUAAGAACAAACUCAAUCUUCCUACCAUUUUAAUGUCACCUGGUGAUGAAAAAUAUGAAAAUCAAGUCCAAGAUUGUAGUGUUGCAGCAUAUGUUGUGAGUUUCUCAGACACAAAUGAGAUGAACAAGUUUUGGCAAAAGGUAUUAGAGAAGGAGAAAGGUAGAAAAGCAGCAGAAGAAAAUAAUGAUGAUGAAAAUGCUACAAGAAUGCCUCAGAAUGUAACUGCAGACACAAGUAGAGAUAACACAUCAUCUGCUGAUACUGAUACAGCAAUACAUGCUCGUGAUACGAAGGGUAAGUGAAAAGCUAUCAGUGACAGAAGUGAAGAAAAUAGAGAGACCGAAAAGAAACGAAGGGUUGUAUGGACUCCAAAGAUGCACCAAAAUUUCUUGCAAGCUAUUCAUCAGUUAGGCCAUGAAAAGGCUGUUCCUAAGAAAAUAGUUGAAAUCAUGGAUGAGCCUGGAUUGACUAGAGAACAUGUUGCCAGGCAUUUGCAGAAAUAUCGCUUGUGCCUUAAAAGAGCUCAGAAAAGUUCGUCUGCUUCUAUCUAUGAUGAAAUCCUAUCAAAUGACGCUAAAGAGAAAUUCUCUCAAGUUCAACCAUACCUAUCUUCUCUAAAUUUCAGCGCCUCGCGAGGAUAUUCUCAUUCUAUGCAACAGCCAUUUCAAACAUACUUCCAGCAAGGAACUGGUGGCAUGAACGGUCUCUUGGAUUUUGCAAAUUCGCGAGAAGCAGAUCAUAAUGCCCUGAUUGGACAGCAUUCAGCAUUUGUGCCAAGAAUAGCUCAUGGUAGUAACUUCAGAGUAUACGGCGACAAGAGAAAGAACAUGCUUUUCAGCAUCCAAAGUGGCAAUGCAAACCAGCCCACAAACUCGAAUUCUGGUUUGGAGUUUAUUGGUUUUAGAUUGAGCACAGAUGGGAAAUCUGUCAACUUUGGUCAAAAAGGUUUGUCUUGUGCUCUAAUCCCAAAUAACGCGUAUUCUGGUCUAAGUUCCUCAUUGUCCGAGGACUACAUUCAUAAGCAGCAAUCUUCACCACCAUUCUUGGAAACCCCUAUCGAGAAUACCUUAAUUCAAUCCUCUUCAGUUCAACCUGAGAAUCUCACAUUCAAUCAUCCUUGUAACAGCACUUCAGAACAAUAG
Capsicum annuum is the source of this 1741-nucleotide messenger RNA. RefSeq names its product two-component response regulator ARR14. The transcript has 5 exons. Gene Ontology annotation, biological process: regulation of DNA-templated transcription. Gene Ontology annotation, molecular function: DNA-binding transcription factor activity; DNA binding. Lineage: Eukaryota; Viridiplantae; Streptophyta; Magnoliopsida; Solanales; Solanaceae. The coding region runs from base 974 to 1741 and encodes 255 amino acids. Gene Ontology annotation, cellular component: nucleus. The record is from RefSeq and is a predicted model, not a curated record.